CCUCCACCUCCACUGCCUCCACUCCACCAUCCGUCAAACGCCGCCCGCUCUGCUCCAGACAUGACCGAGACUCAAAAGCUACCCGUCUUCUCUCCCCCCAAUUUCUCCCAACCUUAUCCCAACCGCCGUCUGCCACAACCCGCCCGCCUCCCGCCAUUGGAGAUCCCGCCAGACGCUGUACAACCGCCUCCACGGUCCGACUACCCAUUCCACUCGCCCGUGAACCAGCUGCCCUCGAUCCACCCGGGCCUGCCCCGACAGCACUCGCAGUCGCACCCCGUGCCCCGCGCUGCUCCGGUUGAGAAACUCCUGCAUCCCGCCCAGUACACCCCGCCCCGCUCAGAGCAGUCCUACUCUCCUCAGCACUAUGGUCCGCCAAUAUCUCCUCGCUCCGAAUAUGACAGCAGAGCACCCAGAAGACUGAACGAGCAACGUUAUGCGUACGAGGAGAACCGUCCCGCCCACCCUACACAUCACGAGCAGUCCUAUGCAACCCUUGCUUCGCCCGUGGAACCCUCGCAGCAAAAGCCAUACGCUCCUUACUCGUCGCCCAGCUACACUCCCAGCUACGCAUCCAGCAGUACUGCAUUCCGCGGUUCUGUGGGUUCGCACUCCCACUCCCAUCGAGGCUCCCUGAACACAUCUUCGGGACCACUAGCAUACCCGGAGCAUGCCACUCCAGGUCCUCCUCCCCGGCAGGAACCGCGGACAGUCCCGCUACCGGGGACGCAACCGCAGCCGGUGCUGGACGAGAAAGUAAACCUGAACUACGAGCUUCGCGUACGGCAACAACCCAUCGCUGCUCGCGCAUGCGGCUUCGGCGAGCGAGACCGCAGAGUCAUCGACCCCCCACCCAUCAUCCAACUGCUCGUGACGGACCCGAAAACGGGCGCCCCAGAGGAAGAAGAACUGCGCUACUCAUUAAACGUAGUCCACUGCACGCUCUGGAACGCCGAAGGCACAAACGAGGAAACAGCGCUCAUCCAGCCCGAUCGACGGACCACGCGGCGGCUCAUGGGCCAACUGGUAGCGUCUCCCUCGGUAGCCAAAGACGAACACGACGUCGAAGGAUGCUUCUUCUGCUUCCCGGAUCUGUCCUGUCGGACGCACGGAAGAUAUCGGCUUCGCUUCGUGCUGAUGCGGAUCGAUCCCAUGAACCUGCAUGUCGGGGGAUACUCGCCCAUUCUGACCGAGGUGCUCAGCGACGUGUUUACCGUUUAUACUGCAAAGGACUUCCCGGGGAUGAGGUCGAGUAGCGCGUUGACGCGGGCGCUGAAGCUGCAGGGGUGCAAUAUCCAGGUGAAGAAGGGGAAUGAGACCGCGAGGGCGAGGAAGCGGUUAGCAGCGAGCCUAAGCCAGGAAGCCGACGAUGAGGAUCCAGAAAAGAGAAGACGGAAG
Messenger RNA from Westerdykella ornata, 1398 nucleotides. RefSeq lists its product as uncharacterized. NCBI's taxonomy places the organism in Eukaryota, Fungi, Ascomycota, Dothideomycetes, Pleosporales, Sporormiaceae. The transcript is spliced from 2 exons. The record is from RefSeq and is a predicted model, not a curated record. The annotation marks the transcript as partial.